Molecule: messenger RNA, 2325 nt
Organism: Carassius carassius (crucian carp)
Lineage: Eukaryota; Metazoa; Chordata; Actinopteri; Cypriniformes; Cyprinidae
Gene: gldn
Product: gliomedin
Exons: 10
Coding region: 53-1732 (559 amino acids)
Biological process (GO): signal transduction
Cellular component (GO): cell surface
Source: RefSeq, a predicted model, not a curated record
UGUGCGUUGCAGUUUUUGAACACUUUUUUUGUAUUCCUGAGUUGAAGUCAGAAUGCUGGACCCAUUGGCUGAAUUGAGAAGAACUGGAGGCUUCAGGCAGUGUGGUGGCCGGUUGUCCUGGCAGGUGCGUUUGAUCUUGUAUAGUGUGUGCGUACUGACGGUAAUAAACUUUGCCGGCCUGGUUCUGCUCCUGGUUCAGCAGAGAGAGCUGUGGGCUCAUCUGACUGAGGUGGAGAGACAGAUGGUGGAGAUCUCUCAGAGCUCCGUGGUGGAGUUCAUGACGCAGGUGAACGAAGAUGAGGCAGAGUAUCAAUACUCCAGAAACAAACGCAGCCGGCAGCAUCGAGGGACACGACCCUUUGAGGAGCACGAGGGGAGUGUGGGAGAGGAAGUCUUGGGAGAUUUCCAAUAUCAGUAUCAGCAGACGCAUGGGCCGGUUUACCAGCACAAAACAGAAGAGCAGGAAGGAAUGAUGAUGAUGAUGAUGACAUACUCUAUGGUGCCAGUUAAAAUUCUUCUGGACAUUUGCAACAGUACUAAAGGUGUCUGUCUGACUGGGCCACCAGGGCCACCUGGAAUUCCAGGCUUGCCGGGUGUGGACGGAAUGCCGGGGUAUAACGGAACAGAUGGAAUUUCAGGGUUGCCAGGGGAGCCUGGAGCACAUGGAAAACGAGGGAAAAGAGGUCCUCAGGGUGAGAAGGGUGAGCCUGGUGAGAGAGGAGAACAAGGAUUUCCUGGACCCCAAGGACCCCCUGGAGAACAGGGUGAACCUUCAAAUGAUGUCAUUGUAGAGGGUCCACCUGGUCCAACGGGACCCCCUGGCCUCCCUGGUCCACCUGGCCCUCCAGGGCCCCCCGGGCCUCAAGGGCCACUAAGACACAGGAGCCACAGAGCACAUCUCCACAUGGGGAAAGAGUCUGUAGGUCACCUUAAUUCAGUCCCAAAUGAUGACACCAUCAGCCAGAAAAUAGUAUCAUGGAAGAUAAACGACUGUGUCAUAAAGUCAGUGCAGAACCCCAGACAUUUGAUGAAAAUGAGCAGCACGUUUGGAGCAUGGAUGAUGGACACUGCUGCUCACGAUAAUGAGAAGAUCUGGGUGGCAGAACAUUUCUCGGGUCGUAUCAUAAAGGAGUACAACAGUAUCGCAGCGUUCCAGAACGGCAGCAGUGAAUCCAUUGAUGUCCGAAAAUUUUUCCAAGGUUGCGGCCAUGUUGUACAUAAUGGCUCAGUAUUCUACCACAUCGCUGGAACUUCUAAUAUUGCUAAGUUUGACCUCCAGGUGAAGAUCUUACACACGCUGACAAUUGAAAAUGCUUUCUAUCACAAUAAGUCCUACUUUCUUGAAAACUCAAAGACAUAUUUCAAACUGGCAACAGAUGAGAACGGUAUGUGGAUCAUAUUUGCCGCCAACAUUGAUGACAACAUAAUGGUGGCCCGACUGGAUGAGAAAACAUUCUCCGUCACCACAUACAUCAACGCCACCUAUCCCAGGACCAAGGCCGGUAAUGCCUUUAUCGCCUGCGGGAUUCUCUACAUCACGGAUACAAAAGACACAAAGGUGACAUAUGCUUUCGACCUCCUGAAAGAGAAGCCGGUUAGUGUCAGUCUAGAUCUGAGGGCACCUGGAGGGGUUCUGUCCAUGAUCUCAUACAAUCCCAGAGACAAACAUCUCUACAUAUGGGACAGCAGCUACGUCAAAUCAUACCAAGUCCAGUUCCUCUCAGAUGAAUAAUCAAAAAUGCAUGACAUAAUUGACACAUUUAUAAGCAAAUAACCAAUGUUUAUGUUGUUACCCAUGUGUACCCAUAUAUUUUUAUUUCAUUUUCUUGAGUGGAUGAUAUAUCAAGCGCUAAAUUGUCUAUCUAGUGAUGUUCGCACUAAGUAUUUGGACACUUUAGCUACCCUUAAACAAGUUUGAGUAGAGCGCAGGAUUUCAGUUUAUCAUUUAAAGCUUAACAAACAUCUUUGUAAAACUGAUUUAGCGCUUACUUUCUUAAAAAUAAAUGCACUUGGUUUUAUUUUUUUCCUCUAAUAUAAUGACAUAAAGACAUUUGAAAAUUUGACCCGAGUGUUUAAAAGCAAUUUGGGGCUACCAUAUUUAUUAUUUUUUCUGCAUUUUUACUUUUAUACGUUGCAUUUUAGUUUUUUGGCUAACAUGCAUUUUAAGUGAAUAUUUAUUAAUUCAUGUAGCAUGAGCGGAGCUAGUUUUGUUCAUAAAACCAUUGUUCUUGUUUACAUAGAAAUUGUUUAACUAUUCUCCUCGUUUCAUGAAUGAGGCCAAAUGUGUGUAAAUAAUAAAUGGAAAAUUUAUGCGCAUUACAUGAA